Molecule: messenger RNA, 495 nt
Organism: Cinara cedri
Lineage: Eukaryota; Metazoa; Arthropoda; Insecta; Hemiptera; Aphididae
Source: the annotation of a GenBank genome assembly
AUGAACGCGGAAAAAGUCGACAUGGUGACGGAGGUGAUUAACGACACUCUGCGGGAUCUGUUGAAACCGUGGAACAAACCGUUCAGGUGGGUAGAAACCAGGGCCGGCGUGAGCCGAUAUAAACAGCUGCUGAUCAUGGUGAUCGGCGUGUCGUUUUUGCUGUUAUUUGUUUGGGUAAAGACUGCCAUGGUGAUCAGUAACGUGAUAGGUUUUGCGUUCCCGGCCUACAUGACGAUUGCGCUGAUGAUGUUGCCCCGGAAGCCGGAAUCGUACGCGAAGUCCUCGGCCGUAGCCAUCAACAAAUGGCUGGUCUAUUGGCCCGCGUUCGUCGCCAUCAUGAUCGUGGAACAGCACUUAGGAUUCAUACUCAGAUUCGUGCCAUUCUACCUGCUGUUCAAAACGUUAUUCCUCGUCUGGUGUACCGCACCCUUCAAGAACGGCGUGGCGAUACAGCAUACGAAACAGAGCCCACAUUUAGAAAAAUACUACGACUAG